Lactuca virosa is the source of this 886-nucleotide messenger RNA. The record is from the annotation of a GenBank genome assembly. NCBI's taxonomy places the organism in Eukaryota, Viridiplantae, Streptophyta, Magnoliopsida, Asterales, Asteraceae.
UAACAGACCGACGGAAGAAGGCAGCGAUACCUGCAAUUUGAAAGGAUUCUACUAAGAUGCCGAAAUCCAAGAGAGAUAGAACAGUGACUUUGUCAAAGACAAAGAAGAAAGGAAGAGAACACAAAGAGACAAUAGUCCAGUCAAUAAGGGAUGCAGUUGAAGAGUACAACUCCAUAUAUGUUUUCAGCUUCGAAAACAUGAGGAACCUCAAAUUCAAGCAGUUCAGAGAACAGCUCAAAUCUUCCAGCAGAUUUUUUCUUGGGUCAAAUAAAGUCAUGCAGGUUGCAAUAGGUCGCGCAGAUUCUGAUGAGAUAAGACCAGGGCUUCACAAAGUUUCUAAGCUUCUUCGAGGUGAUUGUGGGCUUUGUUUGACCAAUAUGCCCAUAGAAGAGGCCCACAGAAUAUUUGGUGAAUAUGAAGAUCAUGAUUUUGCGAGGACUGGAAGUAUUGCUUCAGAAACGGUUGAACUUAAGGAAGGUCCUCUAGACCAGUUUACACAUGAAAUGGAACCCUUUUUGCGGAAGCAAGGGAUGCCAGUAAGGUUAAACAAAGGAGUGGUGGAGCUUGUUGGAGAUUUUGUUGUUUGUGAAGAGGGGAAACCAAUAUCACCCGAGUCAUCUCGCAUACUACGUUUAAUGGGGAUAAAGAUGGCAACCUUUAAACUAAGUUUGAUAUGCAGAUGGAGCCCUGAGGAUUAUGAAGUUUAUCAAGAAGGUUUGCAAGGUUCAGAUAUUGAAUCUUCAUAAAAUCCAUUAUUGCAUAUGGUUUUGUGUUUUAUGUGAGAUUUUGCAUGAAAAAGGUGCAAUUCAGUUUUGUAUGAUUCAGAAAAAAUGUGUAAUGGAUUUUGUGUAAAACGUACAACAAGUAUAAUGCGAUUCUAUUUUAU